Molecule: messenger RNA, 1368 nt
Organism: Adineta steineri
Lineage: Eukaryota; Metazoa; Rotifera; Eurotatoria; Adinetida; Adinetidae
Source: the annotation of a GenBank genome assembly
AUGAAAAUAUGUUCAUUUAUUUAUUUUCCAUUAGAUUCAUCCAAAUAUUCCGUUUCAUCUAACAUAAAAAUCCAUACGGAUGAUGAACCAUGUCCAAUAACUUUUUGUGAACGACUUUGCUUUGAAAUGACAACUGAUCUUGAUGAAACAAGAUUACAAAGAAAUAAAACAGAUCAACAUCUAUCUACUGGAUGUCUUCAACUAUAUGGUUUAAGUAUUCGUGGUCAUGCAAUGCUUUCACAUGAAGGUUUACCACCUGAACAUUCAAUUGAUCUUAAUCUCAUUGAAGUUGGAAAUACUGUUAAUGUUCAAAUAGCACCUAUUCGUUUAUGUAUGUGUAAUAUGCAUACAUCAUUGUGUAAUGAAAGUUUAACUUUAAAAGUUGGUACAAUACAAAUUCGACAACUACUACGUCUUUAUCCUGGUUCAUGGUUAGAAGCUGGUUCAGUUAGCGUUCCUGAAUUACGUAUUAAUGCAAAAUUUGAAUGUCAUCCAUCAACACCUGCUACAAUAAAUGAACAAUUAGAAUUUCUUGCAACAAAUUCUAAUAUAUUAUCAUGUGCAUGUCUUGGUGGUUCAACAAAUUAUUAUACACUUGUACAAGGUGAACAAUUGUUUAAAAGUACAUUUCGUCUUAGUGAUCAAUCAUCAUUUGGUCGUUCAUUAUUCCAUCCGGAGUUACAUGUUUUACAUUCACAUUUUAUAUUUGAACAUAAAUAUAAUUGGACUAAUUAUGAACAUGUUAAUCGAUUGCAUGAUGAAUCAGAUGACGAAGAAAUUUUUUAUCUAUUUGGUUUUUGUGGACAACAAAAACAAUCUAAUGAACAACAUCAAAAUAUAAAUAAUAAUCCAUUACGACAUAGAAGUGAUGAUUAUUUAACACCUAAUGAACAUUUACCAUUAAAAAGUGCAAGUCAAACAAGUUUAAAUUUAACUUUAAAUAAUAGAAAUGAUAUUAUAGAAUCGUCAUCAAUAUCAUCAUUAGCUAUGAUGCAACAAAAAUCAUCAACUUUAUCAUCACCCAUGCAUUCAGAUUUAAAUAUAUUUUUAACAUCAAUUGGUAAUAAACAAAAUCUAUCAACAAAUUCAUCAACUGAUUCUUUAACAGUUUUAGAAGAAAUACUACAAAGACAACAAACAAGAAAUAGUUUAACAUUUCUACCUCAAAAAGGAACUUCAUCAAACAUGGGAUAUAAUACUGUACCACAACCAUCUCUUCCUAGUUCUUUAUGGAUAAGUUUACGUAAUCAAAUGAAAAUGUGUAUACCAAAAUCGACUCUUUUAUGUACAACAUACAUUCGUUAUUUAUCUCAUUAUCUUUCUUCAACAUGGUCCAAUAACGCUACAUUCCCAGCAAAUAUUCAGUAA